AGCAGCUUGAACGUCAGCUUAUGUUGCUUAUGCACUGAUUACCCGAAUGCCGAAAUGUGGGCCGUGAGUUGGACCGCCGCCUACUUGUUUGCCGUUUCUUUCUUCAGUGCAAUCACUACUACUCUCCACUUGGUAACGGCUAUCCUUCGUCCGGGUCCGUUACCGGAGCCAUUUAAGUAUUCCUAUGGAGUACUUUAUAACUUGAUGGCAGGUACUUUGAACGCUUUGUUAGGAGCUGUUGCGGCUACCUUUGAUGGACGACGAUUUGCUCCCGAUCUUCCAGCCUAUGCCGCAGCUGGAACAGUAGGUUUGGCUAGUGGAAUUUUAUAUGUGGCAAGUGGAGUGAUGCUCUUCUCGAGAAGUGGCUCGUCUCACCGUUCCCGUCAUUAAACAUUUAGAAAUUAUGUCGAGAUUUAUUAUUUUCUGAUGUUUUCCGAAUUCCUAAUUGUAGAAUGGUGUCUUAACUCUUUCUUUUAGUCGAUGGAAUUUUUCAGUGCAUGAAACUGAUGAAAUGUGAAAUAAAUUCUGUUUUUAUUAUAUAGAUAAAGCAUAAACUAUUAUUCGAAUGAAUAAA
Messenger RNA from Centruroides sculpturatus (bark scorpion), 574 nucleotides. RefSeq lists its product as uncharacterized. The transcript is spliced from 3 exons. Bases 55 to 390 code for a protein of 111 amino acids. The record is from RefSeq and is a predicted model, not a curated record. NCBI's taxonomy places the organism in Eukaryota, Metazoa, Arthropoda, Arachnida, Scorpiones, Buthidae.